GCUAGCUUGCUAGUGAGACGCCAACUGAACUUGCAGCAACAGAAGAAAGAAAAGGGGGAUUUAGGAAAACAUCUGGUUUUGUUUCCAGGAUGAAAUGCAGGCAGCUGCGAUGGAUCCCGCCGAGGAGCCGCCGUCCAUGCUGUGGGGAAUGGACCCCAUCUUCUCCGCCUUCGCUCGGCUGUUUGUCAGGGACAUCUUGCAGAUGACAGAGUCCAUACAGGUUCCAGGCAUUUAUUUCUACAACUUACAUCCCAUCUACAAAGUGGACGUUCUUGGGACAGUGGUUUACAAAAGGGAGAGAGACGACUUCUUCUGUUAUGGAGUGGAUGAUGGUACUGGAGUUAUAAACUGUCUGUGCUGGAAAAGUAAUUUAUUGAAAGAAGAAGAGGAUCCCAGUAAAUCUGGGAUGAAACACAGUGAUGCAGCUGAAGGCGAGUUCGAUCUGGUCGCAGAGCUUAGAAAACUCCGACAGAAACAACGCAAACGCUGCCACCUGGAGAUCGGAGAGCUGAUCCGGGUUCGAGGGCCUGUGAAGACGUCGAGGCAACAGAGAGAAAUCACGGCUUCCACCUACUAUAAGGUGGAAGACCCAAUGAUGGCGGCCCAGAUAGCCUGGAUGAUGGAGGUCCCUCAGCUCUACAGGCUGUUUUACGACAAGCGCUUCCAGCUCAACGCAGCAGGAGACUCUGAAGAAACUUCCCUUAGCAAAGCGACAAACAUCAUUAAAGACUUUCUGAAGCAGAAGUUGGUGGCAAAGUUCAGACCGUACGACGUCCAGGAUCUGCUGGAGCCUCUGAUCUCCAGCCGGCUAAAAACUCGGUCUGCAGAGCAGGAGGCUGUUGCUGGUCCGUCUGGCUACCAGCAGCUCACCCAGCUCCUAAAGGAGGUUCUGCAGGUCCUGCAGGACGAAGGCACCGUGUACCGCAAGGUCAAGUCCCAGGAUGAAGUGUAUCACGUGACCAUACAAGACAAAGAUCUGCUCAUAGCGGUGAAAGAUAUCAUCAGGGAGGAUUCAAAGAGAGAAAAGUCAGAGAGGGGCUGCCACGUCCUGCACAUCCUGUCGGCGGUCAGGCAGCGCUACAGCCUCAAUGUGAGCAAGGCGGCCCUGGAGCUCGUCCUGCAGACGCUGGAGUGUGACAGCGAAAUCGUCAGCACCAGGAGCCACUACAUCGCCUUCUGACAGCCGCGGCCUGGAACUCAAACUCAACGUGUCAUCAGCACUCCUCGGUUCAUCAUGACUGGUUUAGAUGGUUUAAAGAUAAAUAAAGGAUAAACAGAUGGCAGGAUCAGCUUGUUCUGAUGGCCUGAGCUGAAAAACUCUCCUGGGUUUCUGUUGAGCCCCAUUUCUUUGGAACUAUCAGCAGU
This is a messenger RNA of Poeciliopsis prolifica (blackstripe livebearer), 1365 nucleotides long. RefSeq names its product CST complex subunit STN1-like. Gene Ontology annotation, biological process: nucleotide-excision repair; double-strand break repair via homologous recombination; DNA replication. Lineage: Eukaryota; Metazoa; Chordata; Actinopteri; Cyprinodontiformes; Poeciliidae. Gene Ontology annotation, cellular component: site of double-strand break; CST complex; DNA replication factor A complex. The record is from RefSeq and is a predicted model, not a curated record. Gene Ontology annotation, molecular function: single-stranded telomeric DNA binding.